Molecule: messenger RNA, 1710 nt
Organism: Melozone crissalis (California towhee)
Lineage: Eukaryota; Metazoa; Chordata; Aves; Passeriformes; Passerellidae
Gene: NME8
Product: NME/NM23 family member 8
Exons: 15
Coding region: 1-1710 (569 amino acids)
Biological process (GO): GTP biosynthetic process; UTP biosynthetic process; CTP biosynthetic process
Molecular function (GO): nucleoside diphosphate kinase activity
Source: RefSeq, a predicted model, not a curated record
AUGGCUGGCAAGAAGAAAGAAGUUCAGCUCCAGACCUUAAUAACCGAUGAAGAUCAGUGGGAUGAAAUGCUGCAGAUAAAGGGUAUAGUAGUGAUAGAAGUGUAUCAAGCUUGGUGUGGUCCUUGCAAAGCUGUGCAGAAUUUAUUGAGAAAACUAAGGAUCGACUUUAGUGAAGACAAUGUGCUACAUUUUGCCGCGGCAGAGGCUGACAGCCUUGAAAUUCUGAAACCAUUUAGGAGGAGCUGUGAACCUCUGUUUCUUUUUAGUGUUCAUGGUAAAAUUAUUGCAAUGGUGAAAGGUGUAAAUGCUCCUCUCAUAACUAAGGUAGUAACAGAUUUAGUGGAAGAAGAGAGGCAAAUUGCAGCUGGAGAGAAGGAACGUGCUGAGGUAGAAGAACUCGUUUUUCAUGAUGAAGGCUCAUCAGACGGGUCUGCUGAGGAGGUUGUGGAGGAAAUAUUCACUUAUUCUGUUGGAAUUAUAAAACCUGAUAAUGUCUUAGCAGGACGUGUAGAAGAAAUUAAAAGAAAGAUUAUAGAAGCAGGAUUUGGCAUUGAAGCAGAUGAGGAGAGAAUGCUUACUGAAGAGCAAAUCAAAGUAUUUUACUCCCGGAAAAAAGAUGAGCCUGACUUUAACGCAUUCGUUCAAUUCAUGACGAGUAGACCAUGCCAUGUUUUGAUAAUCACUAAAAAAGAAGCGACUGGUGCUAUUCCUCAUUGGAUAGAACUACGCAAAAAAAGUGAGGCUGUUGAGCUUGAGGAGCCAAUCAAGUUGACACCACUCAAGGAAACCGAAAGUCUGGUAAAUUUAUGUGAUGUGCAAGACAGUAUUGAAGAUGCCAGCAGACAGCUUGCCUUCUUUUUCCCAAAUUUUCAUAUUGAGGAGGGAGGACACGCUGAAAGGACUUUGGCCAUAAUUAGACCUAAGCUCUUGAAGGAAAGGCGAGAUUCCAUCAUUCAAAGGAUACAGGACGAUGGUUUCCAAAUAGCAAUGCAGAAAGAAGUAAUUCUAACUGAGGAGCAAGUACGUACAUUUUACCAAGAGCAUGUAGAUCAAGACUACUUCCCAGUCUUUCUAGAGCAUAUGACCAGUGGUCCAACUCUUAUAUUGGCUCUAACACGAGAAAAUGCUGUAGCACACUGGAGAAGUUUACUAGGCCCAAAGAUCCUUGAAGAGGCUAAGGAAAAUCCAGAGAGUCUGCGUGCAGAGUUUGCGUUUGAACAUCUACCUAUCAACCAGCUGCACGGCAGCUCUACACCCAGUGAUGCUCAGAAGGAGCUACAGUUCUUCUUCCCUGAGGAACACACCUUUGCAGUAAUCAAACCUGAUGCAGCUACUCCUAAAGAUGAAAUUCUGAAAAAAGUUAAAGAGGCUGGAUUUAACAUUGCGAAGAUAAAAGAACAAGCUUUAACUCGGGAAAUGGCUUUACACUUUUACAAGGACCACGAAGGAAAACCCUUUUUUGAUGACCUGGUGAAUUUUAUGACACAGGGUCCAUCAGUGAUAAUGGUCUUAACAAAGGAAAAUGCUGUGGAAGAAUGGAAGAAACUCAUGGGUCCAACUGAUCCAGAAGAGGCAAAGAAGACCUGUCCUGAAUCAAUUAGGGCUCAGUUUGCAAACGAAAUUUUGGCUAAUUCUGUUUACGGUUCAUCUGAUAUAGAACAGGCAGAAAGAAGCAUUCAGUUUGUAUUUGGAGAGCUGGAUGCAGACUAA